AUGCACAUAAACUCAGGCGUAGUGAUAGAUGUUGAAUUUGGCCAAGACGUGCCUACAGACAUCAAGACUCCACUUGAAUCUGGUCAUGGUUACUUUCAUGUUCAUAACACUGUAAAUCAUGUGGAUUUCCCAAGCCAGUAUGAAAGCGAUGAAAGUGAUGAAAGCAAACUGGAUGAGGCUCCUAGAGUUUCUCAUUACGAGCUCAUGAAUGGGGCAGAGGCAGCUAGCCUGGAGUUGUUCUUCAUGUUUGUUGAGAACAAUGUGUCUCAUAAUGUUUUUGACAAGUGUGUGAAAAUGAUGAAUAAGUAUAUGGCAGAAUGUGAAUUGUCUGCUGCCAAUUCACUGAUGUCUUACUACAAGAUGGACAUACUUCUAAGACAAGAAUAUACUGUCCGUCCUGUCACACAUGACAUAUAUGAGAGAGACAACAUGAUGCAGCUGGCGAUAAUUCUUGGACCUGAACACCCAAAGAAUAUUGCAUCCUUUUUGGAACCAAUAGUAGAAGAUUUGCAUAUGUUGCAAACUUCUGGUCUGAGAGUUCAGACAAAUUCUGGGCAAGUGAGUGUCAAAGUUCAUUUUGUCAUGGCAACUGGCAAUAAUCCAGCUGUGUCAGACUUGAUGAAACUGGCCCAUCAUAACUCCUUCUUUGGGUGCUGA
Molecule: messenger RNA, 657 nt
Organism: Phycomyces blakesleeanus NRRL 1555(-)
Lineage: Eukaryota; Fungi; Mucoromycota; Mucoromycetes; Mucorales; Phycomycetaceae
Exons: 5
Coding region: 1-657 (218 amino acids)
Source: RefSeq, a predicted model, not a curated record